Bradysia coprophila is the source of this 1869-nucleotide messenger RNA. Its product is annotated as protein vreteno-like. The record is from RefSeq and is a predicted model, not a curated record. NCBI's taxonomy places the organism in Eukaryota, Metazoa, Arthropoda, Insecta, Diptera, Sciaridae.
UCGUGUGGUUCGGUCGCUACAGCUGGUUAGUGUGUGUAUACAUUGACAUUACGAGUUGUUUUACGAUUUCUUGAACGAGUUGCUUUCACGGCACUUCUUUUUGCACAUUUUAACAUCCUUAUGGCUAACAGAAGUAGUGAUAAGGAAUUCCAACGAAAUGGACCGUGUUUGGUAUGCAAAAAGAGCAGUUUUAACACAUGCAGCCGGUGCGGUGAAUUUUACUGCUCCAAACAGUGUCAAAGGGUUGAUUGGCAUAAGCACAAAUACUAUUGCUUUGAUAUGCCGGAAUUGAUUAUGAAAUCGCCGGAUUCCAGUGACCAGCAAUUCAACGACAUUCGAUUUCAAAGUGACAAUCGCCGAAUAUUGCAAAAUCUGCGAGGUGGUGAACACCGUUUCGAAUGGGUGGAAUCAAUCGAACGAAGCCGAACUGCUCUCGAGUCAAAUGAAAAGAUCGGAUGGACUCCACAAAAACGUGUCGUUUUCAACUUUGGUGAUUAUCCCCGAAACAAUGACGACGUCAUAAUAACUCACGUACGGCAUGCGAAUUCGUUUUACAUACGCACCUGUAGCAGUGACAUUGAAUUUGAGAAGAAUGCGAAAGACUUUGAUGAUUACGGCGGAAAGGGAAUGAAAUUGACGUCCUUGCCGCAAAAAAAUGAUUUGGUUUUGGUGCGAUUUGACGCUCGAUUUCAACGAGCCAUUGUUUUGCAAGAUGUGGAGAAAACCGACGACAUUGUAGUUGGCCUAAUCGACACAGGCAGAAAAGUUUCUAAAUCUCUUAAGAACAUGCGACAGUUAAGCGACGAAUUAAAAAGACGAAAACGAUACAACUUCGUUGUAACAUUGGACCACCUUCCACCCGGAGUAAUGUCAAUGCCAUUCAACGAAUUACGUAAGCUCGUGAACAACCGAACAGUUUUCAAAAUUAAAUUUUACGGACACGACUGGCAAACGGCUAGCAAUUUCAGACUACUGGAAAAGGAGAGCGGAUUACCAAUAGAAAAACUGGUGAAAUGUGAGUCGAAUGGGAACGACUCGAAAGUCAACAAUUCUGGUAAACUGCUGGUCAACACAUUGCCCAUGGGAAGAUUACCUUUAAGGGGUAAACCGCCCAGUCAUACGACUGUAAAAAGAACCGCUUCGACAACAAUCCAUUCGCCAAAUGCUGCAGAAAAACUAAUAAAAUCACUCCGGCCAAUAUCUUUUGCUGACCUGUGUACCGAAACUUUACCCAAGGUAGCGAAGCUGAUAAUUCUCGACAAUAGUUCCGCUAAUUUAGGGUAUGUUAGUGCUAUUGCCACGAAAAAUAUCUUAAAACUGGACGAUAUACAUAAUAAGGUUGGUGAAUGCGGCGAUGUCAUGCAUGACAUUUACAAACCCAAACUUGAAGAACUGUGUCUGGUCAAGUUUGAAGGGGAAUGGUACAGAGCCAUAAACUAUGGCUCCAAAUUUUUGCUCAUUGACUGGGGUUAUGUGGAGGAUAUUGACGCACGCAACAUAAGACGUUUUCCUGAGAAAUUGAAAAUUCCAUGCUACACGUUCGUUUGUCGUGUUCAAAAUGCAGCACAGCGUCUGGCUCAAGAUACAACGCAAAUUGAACGAUUAAAGAAAUUGCUAGACAUCCAGAGCGAACAUCCGGAUUGUUUUUGUGUUCACGUUGAAGGUGAACUAAUGGAAUAUAAUGUCACGUUUCCGAAACUUUCGAAUUUUUGUGACUAAAAAUUAAGUUUGUCUUUUUUGUGAAAAAUUUCUUUAUUAAAAUCAUUCAUUUUUCUUUAUUCUCUUUUUUGCUAUAUUUCCUUGAAUUUGUUUUUUACUUUUUUCGACCUUUUGAAAAGUCAAUUUGUUAUCAAUAAAGACAAAGAAAUC